Messenger RNA from Penicillium canariense, 459 nucleotides. RefSeq lists its product as uncharacterized. NCBI's taxonomy places the organism in Eukaryota, Fungi, Ascomycota, Eurotiomycetes, Eurotiales, Aspergillaceae. The transcript has a single exon. The coding region runs from base 1 to 459 and encodes 152 amino acids. The record is from RefSeq and is a predicted model, not a curated record.
AUGAGCCUCCUCGCAGCCAGUACUGGAUACUGUGCGACGGUGACCGUACCUAACAGUCUGUUGCUCAAUUCCAUCGCAGAGUCGGUCUCUCUGCCAAUGUUCACUUGGUCGGCCAACGGAACCCACACUGCCAAGGGAUAUACUACCGAGGCAGCCGAUGAGACCAGCGUCCAAGGGAUGAAGGAGGACUGCGACAACAUCAAUCUCAACAAGAAGAUCGCUGUCGACUUCCGUAGUGACGUUUUCGGCCCUGGAGUCAUUGGAUUCUUCUACAAGUGUGAAAAGAUCCGCCAAGAUACCAAUCUCUAUUGGUUCACUGUCAGCUCCGGCAGUUCCUCUCAGAUCGACCAGCUGUGUGAUCCCAACACAAACUACCCCAUUGUUUAUGACUCGCAGCACAACACCUGGUGGAUUGAUGAGCCAUUUGAUUGCACUCAGCGUACCUCCCCGGCGAGUUGA